Messenger RNA from Saccharomyces cerevisiae S288C, 1593 nucleotides. It is a transcript of the gene FCY22, whose product is annotated as purine-cytosine permease. The record is from RefSeq and is marked reviewed. Gene Ontology annotation, biological process: transmembrane transport; cytosine transport. Gene Ontology annotation, molecular function: transmembrane transporter activity; nucleobase transmembrane transporter activity. The transcript has a single exon. Gene Ontology annotation, cellular component: membrane. The coding region runs from base 1 to 1593 and encodes 530 amino acids. Lineage: Eukaryota; Fungi; Ascomycota; Saccharomycetes; Saccharomycetales; Saccharomycetaceae.
AUGCCAGAAAAGUUAGCCAUGUCAAUGGUCGAUAUAAAAGAUGCGGGGAGUGAACUAAGGGACCUCGAAUCUGGAGCUCUGGACACAAAAUCUUCCGCCGCUGAUGUAUACUAUGAGGGUGUAGAAUUGCAUAGAACCAACGAAUUCAUUGAUAAUAAGCCGUCCUUUUUCAAUAGGAUUGCAGCUGCUUUAAAUGCUGAGACGAAAGGUAUUGAACCAGUUACAGAAGAUGAAAAAAAUGAUGACUCGAUACUCAAUGCCGCCACUAUAUGGUUUUCAGCUAAUAUGGUGAUUGUAGCCUAUUCCGUAGGUGCCUUGGGUCCUCUAGUAUUUGGCCUAAAUUUCGGCCAAAGUGUUUUAGUUAUCAUUUUUUUCAAUAUUUUGGGUUUGAUCCCUGUUGCAUUAUUCUCACUUUUUGGGGUAGAACUGGGCCUAAGACAGAUGAUUCUAUCGAGAUAUUUGGCUGGUAACAUCACAGCAAGAUUUUUCUCUCUUGUUAAUGUCAUUGCUUGUGUCGGUUGGUGUGUUUUAAAUAUUUCUGUUUCUGCUCAACUUUUGAAUAUGGUGAAUGAAGGCUCUGGGCACAACUGUCCUAUUUGGGCAGGUUGUUUGAUUAUUGCUGGUGGUACCGUGCUUGUGACUUUUUUUGGUUACAGUGUCGUUCAUGCAUACGAAAAAUGGUCGUGGGUACCCAAUUUUGCUGCCUUUUUGGUCAUUAUUGCCCAACUAUCGAGAUCAGGAAAAUUUAAAGGUGGUGAAUGGGUAGGGGGUGCAACUACUGCAGGUGGUGUUCUUUCUUUUGGUUCAUCUGUUUUUGGGUCAGCUGCGGGUUGGGCGACUUAUGCAGCAGAUUACACUGUUUAUAUGCCAAAGACCACAAGUAAAUACAAAAUUUUUUUUUCCGUAGUAGCCGGUCUAGCGUUCCCUCUAUUUUUCACCAUGAUUCUUGGUGCUGCUUGCGGUAUGGCGGCCCUUAAUGACCCAACCUGGAAGUCAUAUUAUGAUAAAAACGCCAUGGGUGGUGUCAUAUAUGCUAUCCUGGUCCCUAACUCUCUAAACGGAUUCGGUCAAUUCUGCUGUGUUUUGUUGGCUCUUUCAACUGUUGCUAAUAAUGUCCCUGGAAUGUACACUGUCGCUUUAUCCGCUCAAGCUUUGUGGGCACCUUUGGCUAAAAUACCAAGAGUAGUCUGGACAAUGGCAGGUAAUGCUGCCACUUUAGGUAUUUCCAUCCCUGCUACCUAUUACUUUGACGGCUUUAUGGAGAAUUUUAUGGAUUCCAUUGGUUAUUAUUUGGCUAUUUAUAUUGCCAUUGCAUGUUCAGAGCAUUUUAUUUAUAGGCGUUCCUUCAGUGCUUACAAUAUUGAUGAUUGGGAUAAUUGGGAGCAUCUACCUAUCGGUAUCGCAGGUACUGCUGCCUUAAUUGCUGGUGCCUUUGGAGUAGCGUUGGGUAUGUGCCAAACUUAUUGGGUUGGUGAGAUCAGUCGUUUGAUCGGAGAGUACGGCGGUGACAUUGGGUUCGAGUUAGGCGGAAGUUGGGCGUUCAUCAUCUAUAACAUUGUAAGACCUUUAGAACUCAAAUAUUUCGGUCGAUGA